Molecule: messenger RNA, 627 nt
Organism: Brachypodium distachyon (stiff brome)
Lineage: Eukaryota; Viridiplantae; Streptophyta; Magnoliopsida; Poales; Poaceae
Product: plant cysteine oxidase 1
Exons: 5
Coding region: 1-627 (208 amino acids)
Molecular function (GO): oxidoreductase activity, acting on single donors with incorporation of molecular oxygen, incorporation of two atoms of oxygen
Source: RefSeq, a predicted model, not a curated record
AUGGUGGGGAAGAAUGAGGAGAUAAGACCGGAGGACGUCGGGCUAAGGCCGGAUGGUGCCCGCUACUUCCAGGAAUUGGAUGAACGCGGCGCCCGGGGCACCCCGGCCAUCACAACCAAGAACCUGUAUGAGUGCGACACUUUCACGGUGGCCGCGUUCCUCCUUUCCCCAGGAAAGGUGAUGCCGCUCCACGACCACCCGCGCAUGACGGUGUUCAGCAAGAUCCUCAUGGGGUCGGCCCAUGUCACCUCCUACGACUGGGUGCAGCCUUCCCUCUGCUUGGAUCGACGCUGGUUGCUGGCGCAGAAGGUGCUGGACAAGGAGUUCACGCCGGAGUCCGGAGCCUGGGCCCUGUACCCAGACACCGGAGGCAACGUGCACCGGCUCGCCGCCGGCGCGGACGGCCCCUGCGCCUUCAUAGACGUCCUCUCGCCGCCUUACGGCUCGCCGCUGCAACAAAUCGGCGGCAGUUUUUACGAGGACAUGCCCUUCAAAAAGAUCCACCCUGCAGUUCCGAACCAAAUUAGCGAGGAACAGAAGGGCAAGCUGGCAUGGCUGCAGCAGAUCGGCGUGCCCAAGGACCUCAACUUGAUUACCUUGCAGAACCGUGGCCCGGGAAGCCAGUAG